AUGGACGACUCGACCACUGUUACCACUUUUGACGACGAACUUGACCAUCCCCCGACAAAAACCUCCGCUAAGCAUUUGUCGAGCACGGAUGAUGACCCUGGUGCGGCGACAAUCGUCUCGGCCGCUUCCCUCGAUCCAGCCAAUAUGGGCACUCCCUCAUCGACACCGACAGGCCUUGGGGCACGUCCUGCAUGGAAAUCUAAGCCUACGGGCGGGUCGGCCGGCAUUCCUAAAGAGAGUUUUUCCCCGCCACCGGUGGCCGUCAGCUCAAAGCUAGCUGCCAGCUCAAAUGUGUCCGUCAACUCGAACGUGUCUGUCAGCCCGAGCGUGGCCGUCUCCUCAGUUUCCCCUCUUCCUUCCCCAGAAACCUUGCCCAUCAGAUCGAUAGAGGUGGAGGCGCCGCCGCGUCAGCACAAUUCAGUGGGUGUGGUGGUCGCCGCAAUCUUAUCCGUCUCGGUGGUACUCGUGUUAGUUCUCGUGGUUGGAUAUCUAACCAGCCAGCGGUACCGUAGAUGGAGGGAAAGCCGACGUGCGCGCUACACAGAGACCAAAUGGAAGAUCUCCCGCCCAUUGCCGGAGGGCGAAAGUCUGCGCUCGUCAAUGCGAGAGGUGCCGCAAAUCGAAAUCUCGACCAAUGAACUGGUCUAUGCUCCCUUGGACCCGUUUGCUAGUUCGAUCCCCAGACAGAGCCGAAUGCCAUUCAAUCUCGGUAGCUCAGAUCCAGUCGAGGAAAUCGACGAGGAACGAGGCUGGCUCUGGGGCACCCAGACAUCCAAGAAGAAGGGUACCGACCGGCUUGUUACACCUGGCUUGGGCGUUGGCAAAUACCGCUCAAAGAACAGCCGCGGCCAACGUCAGGAUUCUCUCAACUCACGACAGUCUCACUUACAGACUGAUGAUAUCGAUGAGUUGAUGGAGGAACUUAUGUAUGCUGACGAGGCUGGAGACGCGUACAAAUACGACAAUGGCCCGGAGGAGCCAUCCACCCGCUUUGCCACAACCGGGGUCUCAUCUCUGCUCGGCAGAUUGAAAGAUAGCUUCAGUGACAGGUCUGGCUUUGGUAGCCUGAGCUCUUCGGCGGGAAGACUGGGAAUCGAUUCCAAGCGAGGGCGAUGGAACGAAGUUGGUCGGUUAGUCAUUGAUGAUGAGAAAGAUAUCACCACUCAAGACGACGACGAUCACGAGAAGACGCCAGGCUUCCAAGUUCGCUUCGAGAACAAUGUCUCAUUCAGAUCAGCCUCUCCCUUGUCUGAGAUCCUUUCGACCUCUACGUGGGACAAUCACUCGGACCACAAAGUCGCUAAGAUCAACCGGGCGCGUGCUCCCAGUCUCGAGGGGGAGAUCGACGACGCGCAAGCCGGAUAUAUUUCCACUGGCCAUCCCUUCCGUCAGCCUGAUGCGUGUCCCCGAACUUCUGGGACCAACUCGGUGAGACAACUCGUAAAUCGACUGGAGGAGAACGAGGGGAAGUUCACCCACCUCCCGAGCCCAUCCUCUCGACAGCCCCGUCGGAAACGAAAAGAAGCAUUGCCGUCCAGGUACGACACUCAGCCUGACCAACAUACUCAUGCUUCAAAAAUUCGAACGGAAAAACUUGGCGGUUUGGUCAAGGUGAAGUCUAAGCAUCUCUACCCCGGCGGCUACGUCGGCCGGUCACCCACCAAAAAGCUGAGGAAAAAGGAUUCCCCUGACGCGUAA
Molecule: messenger RNA, 1698 nt
Organism: Puccinia graminis f. sp. tritici CRL 75-36-700-3
Lineage: Eukaryota; Fungi; Basidiomycota; Pucciniomycetes; Pucciniales; Pucciniaceae
Exons: 2
Coding region: 1-1698 (565 amino acids)
Source: RefSeq, a predicted model, not a curated record